AUGAUCACCGACCUCGGCGAGAUCGUAUUCUUGCCUGUUGAACAGACCGAUGAAAUCCGUAACGAUCCGAGACUCAGCUUCGGGUCAGCCUUUGGUGAAGAUUUUCACGGACAUUUACCUGGGUUUCAGGGCGCUGCGGUAGACAGCUAUGAUGAUGCGGUUCUACAAACCUUGGUGCGAAAGCAGCUCACCAAGUGCAUCGAAUGGCGAGAGAUUGAAGUAAAGCCCUUCGUUCUUGACACAGUCGCUCGACUUUCAGCGCGCGUGUUCUUAGGCGAGGAACUGUGUCGAAAUGAGGACUGGCUGCGAGCGACGAAAGAGUACACAGUGAACUUUUUCGUCGCCGGAACACAUCUCCGCAUGAUCCCACGCCCUCUACGCCGGAUUCUCCAUUGGUUCGUGCCGAAGUGUCGAGAAUUACGCGCGAGCUUCGACGAGUCACGCCGCAUCAUUAUGCCCUAUAUUGAGAAGCGUCGCGCAGCACGAGCAGCCGCUCUGGCAUCCGGCAAGAAGAUUCCGGAGUUCCACGAUGCGAUUGAUUGGGCAGAACAGGAGGCCUCUGCGAGAGGCGUGACUUACGAUCCCGCCAUCAUGCAGUUGAUGCUAGCAGUUGCCGCAAUUCACACGACGGCUGAUCUGGUCACAGAGAUUGUAUUACAGUUGGCUCUACACCCGGAAUAUGUUGCUCCCCUCAGGGAAGAAGUCAUCCACAUUUUACGUUCCGAAGGCUUGAAGAAGUCAUCUCUUCACAACAUGAAGCUUUUGGACAGCGCUUUGAAAGAAGCUCAACGUCACAAGCCGCCUGGAGUUGCAUCAUUACGAAGACGAGUUGAGAAACCUCUCACGUUGUCGAACGGACUAAACCUCAGAGUAGGAGAUAGGAUUGCGAUCGACACAUACCGCAUGGGAGAUCCGGAGCUGCACCAAGACCCUGAGAAGUGGGACCCCUACAGGUUUAUCAAGAUGGCCGAGCAGCCUGGCAAAGCCAACUAUGCCCAACUGGUUGUGACGAGCCCCGACCACCUUGCGUUCGGACACGGGGAUCACGCAUGCCCCGGACGGUUCUUUGCGGCUUACGAGAUCAAGAUUAUCAUGUGUCAUCUGUUGCUAAAGUAUGAAUGGGAGGCCUUGCCCACUACCAAUGUAUCGCCAAUGGUUUUGGGGUUCACCAAUGCAAGCAAUCCUACCGCGAGAGUUAGGAGCAGAUACGCGUCUUACCUCGAGGACGUACUUGAUGUUGCUUCGCCGGCCCUCACCAACGCGACCUAUGACUCGACGCGUCCCCUCGAUCGUUUCUCCGUCGCAACCGCCAUCAACCAUGCCUCCACCGCCGGUAUUGUCACCAUUUCAGCCACCGCAGCCUCAGCCUUCGAUGCAUUGAACAGCUCGCUUCCCCUUCAGAUCCGCAACCCCGUCGGCGGGUUUUGGUACUACGUCUAUCCCCAAUGGAGCUACCUCGACGGCAUCUUCUCUGUUCUGCCCUUCAUAGCGGCGCAGUCCCACCCCAACUACACCGACAUCAGCAUGCAGGUGUCUCUGCUCUACGAGCACACUUUCCAGAAGAACACCUCGCUGGUCGCUCAUGGAUACGACUAUUCGCGCACUGCAGUCUGGGCGAAUGAGGAGACCGGCUCGAGCCCGUAUAUCUGGGGCCGAUCUGUGGGCUGGUUUGUCGCUGGCUUGGUCCAGACGUGGGAGACCCUCAAUUGCCCGGCUGGCAAAGAGGAAGCCAAGGCAGUUUGCAAGCAACUCAGCGAUGUUACGACACAGCUCUCAACCACCUUGCUCAAGUACGCCGACCGCCAGACCGGUCUAUGGUGGCAACUCAUUACAUUCCCGGGACGCAGCGGCAACUACCUCGAGAGCUCUCGCACGGCGCUCUUCAUGUUCUCCACGCUUAAGGGCGCUAGAUUGGGCAUUUACUCAGAGUCUCCCGCCCGGUUUGAGAGGGCCGCUCUUCGCGCGUACAACUACACUGUCAACCACUUCGUGACCGACCCAGGAAACGGAACCAUUGGCUUCGACAAGACGAUGGCGGUGUGCAGUCUCAACUCCACUGCUAACUACGAGUACUACACAAACCAGCCGCUGUCGCCUAAUUGCUUGCUGGGCGAGUCUGCUUUUGUUCUCGCUUCUCUGGAAGUGGAGAGGAAAUAG
Colletotrichum aenigma is the source of this 2157-nucleotide messenger RNA. RefSeq names its product Cytochrome P450 monooygenase 2 (gene P450-2-0). Bases 1 to 2157 code for a protein of 718 amino acids. Gene Ontology annotation, molecular function: iron ion binding; monooxygenase activity; oxidoreductase activity, acting on paired donors, with incorporation or reduction of molecular oxygen. The record is from RefSeq and is a predicted model, not a curated record. NCBI's taxonomy places the organism in Eukaryota, Fungi, Ascomycota, Sordariomycetes, Glomerellales, Glomerellaceae. Gene Ontology annotation, biological process: carbohydrate metabolic process. The transcript has 6 exons.